GACCGUUUCGCUGACGACGUUAAGUCCGGUAAAGCUUGGAGAGACGCGUGGCGGACCGCUAACGAUGGAUUCGAGCAAUUCGUUUUCGAGGCUAAGAAGACCGCCGAGCGAAUCGAUCGUCAGUACGCUGUUUCUCGCCGGUUAAGCUCCGCUGCUAGUUCUGCCGGUGACCGUGCUCGUGAGAUUGAUCGUGAAUUUGGGAUUAGUCCUCGUGUCAGGAGCUUCUCUGCCGAUUUAAGUAGAAAUUUCCCUAAGUACAGGAAACAAUUCAGUGCCUUCUUGAAUACACCGCUCGGUGGAAGUUUUGCGACUAUUUUCUUUCUUUGGUUUGCCCUCUCUGGAUGGCUUUUCCGAGUAAUAAUAAUUGCGACUUGGGUUCUUCCAAUUGCUGGCCCUCUUCUCAUUGGUGCAGUGGCCAACAACUUUGUCAUCAAGGGAGAAUGCCCAGCAUGUAAGAGGCAGUUCAUAGGAUACAAGAGCCAGAUUAUCAGAUGCGAGGGGUGUGGGAACAUAGUGUGGCAGCCACAAGACGACUUCUUCUCAAAAGAUGGCAACAACAAUAAUAACAGCAAGGGAAACUCUAAAAAGCCAUCUAAAUCCCAAAUCAUUGAUGUCGAUUUUGAGGAGAAAUGAUGAUUAGAGAGAGACCGAGAAUGAAGCAGAAAGCUCUCUCUCUCUUGUUGCACUUAAUGCUCACAUGAAGAUAAAGAAAAUGUGUUUAUAACUGAACCAUUUGCUGUAUUUUUUGUCUGUUUUGAGCUGCAGCUCUGUAGAAGGCAUCGUGUUUUACAUGUUGUGUACAUGAUAAGGUUUCCUUGUAGAUGGACAAAUGUAGUUUCCACAAGCCGGGAGACUUGAUUGAAACUCCUAAAGUUUUUACAUCUUAGACAAAUCAUAUAUUAUAGAACUUCACCACUAUUUGUAUUUA
Molecule: messenger RNA, 928 nt
Organism: Camelina sativa (false flax)
Lineage: Eukaryota; Viridiplantae; Streptophyta; Magnoliopsida; Brassicales; Brassicaceae
Cellular component (GO): chloroplast
Source: RefSeq, a predicted model, not a curated record